AUGUCAGCUGGAAACCUUAGCUAUAUUAAGGACUUUUUCAUUGUCGGUUUUCCUGGGCUUCAUACAAGUUACCAUGGCGCUAUGGCAGCAUUAUUGCUCUUUGUCUAUGUCUGUAUCUUAGUGGGGAAUGGAACAUUUCUUGCACUAUUUACUCUAGAAAAAUGCCUUCAUAAACCCAUGUAUUAUGUCAUUUUAAACCUGGUUGUAAGUGAUGUAUUAUUUAGCACCACAACCUUACCAAAAAUUAUUUCCAAAUAUUGGUUCCAAGCUGGUAAUAUUUCAUUUACUGGUUGCUUCAUUCAGAUGUAUCUUGUACAUUUUUUUGGAUCAACCAAUUCUUUUUUCCUGGGAAUAAUGGCCUUUGAUAGGUAUGUAGCCAUUUGUAAUCCACUAAGAUAUCCUAAUAUAGUCACAAGGUCGAGCAUUCUCAGUCUUUGUUUUAUUGGAUGGGUGCUAGCACAUACAUGCCCUUUAAUGAUGGUAAUAAGGGCGUAUCCUCUCCCUUACUGUGCAGAAAACACAAUCAUACAAUGCUACUGUGAUCACAUUUCUAUCACAUCUCUUGCAUGCACUAAUCGUGCUCUAUACAGUGUUCCAGCUUUUGUAUUUGCAAUGGUUGUUUUGCUUGGACCUCUGGCCUAUAUUGUUUUCUCUUAUGGCGCCAUUUUUGUGGCAGUUUUGCGAAUUUCAAGCACUCAAGGAAGGCUGAAGACUUUCUCCACCUGCAGUCCUCAGCUCGUCAUAAUUGCUCUCUAUUUCCUACCCAGGUGUUUUAUUUAUUUGUCUAGCAAUAUUGGUAUCAACUUCAGCACUGAUUCACGAUUAGUCAUUAUUAUGAUGUAUAGCCUGUUUCCACCCAUGAUCAAUCCCCUCAUUUACUGCUUAAGGACAAAAGAUGUAAAGGAAAGCUUACUUAAACGAUUAAAAACUUCAACAAGUCCUCAAUAUAAUCACAAAAAAGUAAAUGUCUCCACUGUAUGCAAGUAA
Messenger RNA from Myxocyprinus asiaticus (Chinese sucker), 987 nucleotides. It is a transcript of the gene or30bt1, whose product is annotated as odorant receptor family 30, subfamily BT, member 1. Gene Ontology annotation, molecular function: G protein-coupled receptor activity; olfactory receptor activity. The transcript has a single exon. Gene Ontology annotation, cellular component: membrane. Bases 1 to 987 code for a protein of 328 amino acids. The record is from RefSeq and is a predicted model, not a curated record. Gene Ontology annotation, biological process: G protein-coupled receptor signaling pathway. Lineage: Eukaryota; Metazoa; Chordata; Actinopteri; Cypriniformes; Catostomidae.